Molecule: messenger RNA, 1633 nt
Organism: Paramecium sonneborni
Lineage: Eukaryota; Ciliophora; Oligohymenophorea; Peniculida; Parameciidae
Source: the annotation of a GenBank genome assembly
AUGAAUAUCAUAAAAGCAUAAAAUUCUGAUUAGAAUUUUUUUAUUUGUGUCGAAAAUUAAUGCAACUUAAACAGAGUUAUAACUAAUUGGGAUUAAUUGCAGUAGCAUAAUUCAUGUGAUCACAAAAUUCUCCCUAAAAAUAAGUUUGAAAGCAAAGUUAAGUUUAAAUUAAAAAACUUUAAUUAACAAUAAUCGAUACAAUUUGAGGAAGAUCUUUUUUUAUUAAUUGAGAAACAAGAGUAGCAGAUUAUUUAAGGUUUUUAACAAAUUUUAGAGCAUUUUAAAAAGUAUAAAAAUUAUUUUGUAUUAAUAGAACGUAAUUAAAUACUUUUUAAAAAUUAAUAUCAAUUGACAAAGAAUAAGAAAAUAUAUUAACUUCACAUUUAAUCUAAGUAGACUUAUAGAAAUAUAUCAACAUCUUCCAUGAUUAAAUGAAGCCAAAUCAAUAAUAGUAAGUAACUAUGUUAUUAGAUGAAAUUUAAUUUUAAUUAAAUUGUAUGAACAAUGAAUUUCUUUCUUUUUUUAAUUUUUUGGAAUAGAAUUUUUUAUCAGAAAGUUAAUUUUCUAUAAAUAUCAACAAAUAGGAUGCUUCAAAGCCAAACAUAUUUCCAGAAACCCAAUAGUUAAUUACUAACUAAAUUAUAGUAGAAGAAAAUGAACAUCAAAAAUAAAAUAUUUACAACAAGCCACAGAAAAUAACAUAUGAAAAAAACAAAAAUAGGGAGGCUGAUUAAGAUUCGUUUUAAUAAUAAAGUUUUAUUACAAAUCCUUCAUAUGAUACCGAUGAUCAAAAUGAGCUUGAAAGCAUUCCUUUAAAAGGAUAUAAAUGUUUUCAAUAAUAAUAAAAUUAUCAUUCUACAGAAUAUAAAAAAUAAUAAUAUGACGACAUCAAAGAAUUAGUAUUACCAUAAGUGAUAGAUUAUAUUCCAAAAAAUUAGAAUUAAGAUACAACUUUAAAGAAUGAAAGAGAUUUAUAUGAAUAAAAAGUUCCUGUAGAAAAAUAGUUUAACCAACAAGAUUAAUAUGAGUAUUAAAUUUUUCAGAUAUUAGAAAAAAAAAUUUUUAAGAAUCUUCUCCAAACGAAAUUUAUUAUGGUGUUAGAUUUGAUAUGUUUAAUUCGGAUAAAAAACUAAUUUAUUAUUAAAAUUAUGAGUCUUUUAAAUCCAUUAAUGAAGGAAUCGGAUUGGUUGAAGGGGUAUUUUCAUUAUAAAAUGAUGCAGAAAUUAAUUUAAUUUUUUCUGAAUGCCAAAACAAAACUUUUGUAAACUUUUUUCUCAUAUUAGAAUGCUGAAAUAGGAAUCCUGUAAGUAAAUAAGUAUGGUCAAUUUAAUGGAAGUCUUAAAUAAGGUAGAAUUAUAUAUGGAAUGGAUGAAUAAGGAAGUAUAACUUCAAUCAUUUCAAUUAGAUCUUAUUUCAAGAAAUAGGUAAAUUAAAGGCAAUUUAAAAAUAUCUUUGAAUUAAGAAUAUCUGAUAUCUUAUUCAUCCAAAAAAAGAAUCUUAUAUUUUAUUAGAGGGGAGGCUGAAGUAAAAAAUACUACUUAGUAUUUAGGAAUAUUUUGAUGUGCAUAAAGUUUCUGGAAAUUUUAAAUUCUACGUUAAGUUAUGUGGAGUCAAAGUUACUAUUUUGAAUUGA